AUGGCAGUCCGAGCACAGUUUGAAAACAACAACGAAAUAGGGGUAUUCAGCAAGCUGACAAAUUCCUAUUGUUUGGUUGGAAUUGGUGCUUCGGAAACAUUUUACAGUGUAUUUGAAUCAGAAUUAUCUGAUAUCAUACCUGUUAUCCAUGCAUCUGUUGCUGGAUGUCGCAUUGUUGGCCGUAUGACGGUUGGCAACAAAAAUGGGUUACUAUUACCCAAUUCUACUACAGACACUGAAUUGCAACACAUACGCAAUUCGUUGCCCGACAAUGUCAAGGUACAACGUGUGGAAGAACGUUUAUCUGCUCUUGGAAAUGUAAUGGUGUGCAAUGAUUAUGUAGCACUAGUUCAUCCUGAUUUGGACAAGGAUACAGAAGAGAUACUUUCAGAUACUUUAAAUGUUGAAGUAUACAGACAAACCGUGGCGUCCAACUGCUUAGUAGGUUCAUACUGCGCUAUUUCUAAUCAAGGAGGAUUAGUACAUCCUAAAACCACGGUGGAAGACCUUGACGAAUUGUCUGGUUUGAUUCAAGUUCCCCUUGUAGCUGGAACAGUAAACCGUGGUUCAGACGUCGUGGGAGCUGGUAUGGUUGUGAAUGAUUGGUGUGCUGUUUGUGGUACAGAUACUACAUCAACAGAAAUUUCCGUCAUUGAUAGUAUAUUCAAAUUAGAUCCAGACGGUGUGCACAAAAUGAAAAAACUCAAAGGUCCACUUAUCGACAGUAUCAAAGCUUCAUAA
Macrosiphum euphorbiae (potato aphid) is the source of this 741-nucleotide messenger RNA. The record is from the annotation of a GenBank genome assembly. NCBI's taxonomy places the organism in Eukaryota, Metazoa, Arthropoda, Insecta, Hemiptera, Aphididae.